This is a messenger RNA of Spodoptera frugiperda (fall armyworm), 481 nucleotides long. RefSeq lists its product as uncharacterized. Bases 105 to 449 code for a protein of 114 amino acids. The transcript has 2 exons. Lineage: Eukaryota; Metazoa; Arthropoda; Insecta; Lepidoptera; Noctuidae. The record is from RefSeq and is a predicted model, not a curated record.
UUUUAUUGUAUAUAGGGCACACAGUGUGACAUUAUUUCUAGAUACUUCUUCUAGUGCUUGCAUACAUUUCUCUGUUAUUUUGUGGUCUAGGUACAGAAAUAAAAAUGAAGAAUUUAGUGUUCUUAGCUUUGGUUCUAUAUUUUUGUCAGAUGGCAACCGCCUACUGCUGUUUCCGAGACCCCUACAUGCUGCCAACUACACCGUGCACCAACAUGUGCGGCUGCAGCGCCAAUAUUGGCCCAACAUGCAACUGUGGCGCCCCCUGCAACUGCUUCAGAGAUCUGUCCAACGUUUGCAAUGUUUGUGACCAACAGCCGUCGCCAGUGUGCCAAUGUUUGUCCCAAUGUGGUUGUGACAACAGAUACCCGUUGUAUUUCCCCGAAGUCGAAUAUCCUUUGACAAUAUUGGAUAUUGAUCCGUUCUUCUAUAGAACUUGCUUUUCUCCUUAAAUUGUUUGUGGAUUAAUAAAGGUGUGUAGAUA